Sinocyclocheilus rhinocerous is the source of this 385-nucleotide messenger RNA. RefSeq names its product dehydrodolichyl diphosphate syntase complex subunit nus1-like. Gene Ontology annotation, cellular component: dehydrodolichyl diphosphate synthase complex; endoplasmic reticulum membrane. The annotation marks the transcript as partial. Gene Ontology annotation, molecular function: ditrans,polycis-polyprenyl diphosphate synthase [(2E,6E)-farnesyl diphosphate specific] activity. The record is from RefSeq and is a predicted model, not a curated record. NCBI's taxonomy places the organism in Eukaryota, Metazoa, Chordata, Actinopteri, Cypriniformes, Cyprinidae. The transcript is spliced from 3 exons.
GUGUCUUCAGGAGGAAUAACUCCAGACUCAUGGAGGAAAUCCUGAAACAGCAGCAGGAGCUUUUGGGAAUGGACAGUUCCAAAUACUCGGUGGAGUUUAUGAAGAACGGUACAUAUAAGCAAGAGCAUCAAGUGUUAUCUUGUCAGUCAGUGGUGAAGGUCUUAUCUCCAGAUGAUGGGCGGCUCAGUAUCGUCCAGGCAGCCCAGCAGCUCUGCCGGGCCGUUGAGCAGAAGGAAAAGACGUCCAAAGACAUUAACGUCACUGUGCUGGACUCAUUACUCAGAGAGUCAAAGAACAUACCAGACCCAGACCUGGUGCUGAAGUUCGGCCCUGUGGAAAGCACACUUGGGUUUCUUCCCUGGCACAUCAGACUAACAGAGAUUAU